GGUCGGUGAAACGAAGUAAACCUUACACAAAGCAAUGAUUGCUAAAGCUGCAGUAGUCCUGUCCCUGGUGGCGCUGGCAACCGCCGGUGUGGUGCAGUUAUCGCACGGAUACGGUGGUGGAGAAGCUUACGGCCACGAAGCAGUAGCGUACGCUCCGGUAGCCCAGCUUGCCCACUACGAGGCGCAGGACGAACACGUCGACUAUCACGCUCAUCCCAAAUAUGACUACUCUUACUCCGUCUCUGACCCUCACACCGGUGACCACAAAGAGCAGCACGAAGCCCGCGACGGUGACGUAGUCAAGGGUGAAUACUCCCUCCUCCAACCUGACGGUUCCUUCCGCAAAGUCACCUACACCGCUGAUGACCACAAUGGUUUCAACGCGGUCGUCCACAACACAGCCCCCGUGCACCCUGAAUUCCACCACUAAUCUUUAUCGGCCCAUGGCCACUCUCAUGUGAUAUUACUGUACCUUUAUACUAUAGAUAGUCUUUAGUCGACAACGAACUAUUAAUGUAAGA
This is a messenger RNA of Pararge aegeria (speckled wood butterfly), 521 nucleotides long. Its product is annotated as cuticle protein 19-like. The transcript has 4 exons. Gene Ontology annotation, cellular component: extracellular matrix. The record is from RefSeq and is a predicted model, not a curated record. Bases 35 to 430 code for a protein of 131 amino acids. Lineage: Eukaryota; Metazoa; Arthropoda; Insecta; Lepidoptera; Nymphalidae.